Rodentolepis nana is the source of this 555-nucleotide messenger RNA. Lineage: Eukaryota; Metazoa; Platyhelminthes; Cestoda; Cyclophyllidea; Hymenolepididae. The record is from the annotation of a GenBank genome assembly.
AUGGGUUUGAUGACGAUAUUAAAGAAAUUAAAGCAAAAGGAGAAAGAGAUUAGGGUUCUAAUUUUGGGGCUGGAUAAUGCAGGAAAGACGACAAUUGUCAAGAAAUUUAAUGGAGAGGAUAUUUCUACAAUCGCUCCAACACUUGGUUUCAGUAUCAAUACCCUGGAGUAUAUGGGUUACAGAUUAAACGCUUGGGAUGUUGGUGGUCAGAGUUCUCUCCGAUCCUACUGGCGGAACUAUUUCGAAACAACAGAUGCACUUAUAUGGGUUGUGGACAGUUCUGAUAGACUACGGUUGGAAGAUUGUCGAGAGGAACUGGGGAAGCUACUUGUGGAAGAACGUUUAGUUGGAGCAACUCUUUUAGUACUUGCUAACAAGCAGGAUCUAUUAGGUGCUCUGAAGCCGGCUGAGAUAGCAGAUGCUCUUAAUCUCAGAAAUAUUACAACUCAUCACUGGAGUAUCUAUGGCUGUAGCGCAGUAACGGGUGAAAACCUUCUUGAGAGCGUCGGUUGGCUUAUCAAGGAUGUUUCCUCACGUAUUUUCUCCGCCGAAUAG